AUGGCAUUUUCUUUUAAUUUGCCUGGAAAGGUUUUGGUAAAAGUAUGCUAUCCAACAUCGAGACCUCCAAAUUUAGUUCAUUUACAACUUGGUGAGAAUUUAUCAAAGAUUCGUAAGGAAUUGGAAAUGCGUAAAUUCAUCAAUGAUAAAUUAUCAUUUUCUCAAAAUAUUAUUGAAAUGUCCAAAGUAGAAAAUUCGGACGAGGGAACAUUUCGGUUAAAUGAAAUUAUAGUCAAAAACAAUGAAAAAUACAUUUUAUAUUUAAUUCAUUCAAAUUUGGGGGAAUAUAUGAAUGAAAAGCACAAAUUAAAUUAUGGGCGUACCAUAACUAAUGAUGGUAUUAAGACCAACGGUUAUAAAGUGUUUAAUAUGAAAGGUUGUAAAUUAUACGACCUUGGUACUAAAGAAUUUCGAUUAGAUAAAGUGGAAUUCAAUUCGAUCGAAACUGAAGAUUGGUUGACGAAAUCUUUAUUACUUGAUAUUAAUAGUAAAUUGCAAAGUUUUGUAAAUUUGGGAUUUUCGGCUGGAAUAGUGAACAGAAGCAAAUCAAAAUUGGAAACAAAUUCAACUUAUUAUUAUAGAAAUUACGGCAAAUUCUCCAUGAAUAUUAACAUUACGGAGCAUUUGAUACUAACUGAAGAAUUUCUUCAGAGAGUAAAUGAUGCCAUAAAAUCAAAAAAGCCGAAGAAUUUUAUUCAAAUUAUUGAGGAUUAUGGUCAUUUCAUACCAACUGAAGUGAUUUUUGGUGGAAGAAUAUAUUUUAAAGAUUCCAGUAGAUCAACCGAAUAUUCAACAGGAAAAGAAAAUGAUGUUGCUAUUAAUUUAAGUGUUCCAAGUAAUAUCGAUGUUGGAAUAUCAAGAAGUACCAAUCAUACAAUUGGAAUUCUAAAGGAUUAUAGAUCAAAUUGUCUAGAAUUCAUUGGAGGAAAACUUGGAUGUCUUGAAAAUUUCGAUGAACUAGCUUGGGUUAAGUCUUUAGAAGAUUAUAACAAUUGGGAGUGUAUAGAUUUUCGAAACUCAAUCAAUAUCUUUCAACUUUUAUCUGAUGAAUUACAACGAAAAAUAUUUGUUUUGCUUGGAAAAAAGGUCAUUUAUUCGAAAACGGAAACUCGCAAAUGUACGUUCGAAAGUGGUAUACCGGCAAUCUUUACAUUGAGGGAUGCAAAUAUUUCAAAAACCCUUCAGAAUAAAGAUGCAGAUUGUAACAUUUUUGCAACAGUAAUUAAUGAAGAAGAAACAAAUAAUGAAUUCUUUAAUUGUCAAAUCCUUUGGCUGCAAGAUGAUGAACCAAGACUUAUCAUUCAUUGUAUUCAAAAAAAAUCUAGAAAAUGUUCAUUUAAUUUGAAAAUCAGUUGGAUGGUUAUUGGCUAUGACAUAAAUUUUGAUUAUUUACUUUCAGCAGGUUUUAAUGUUCAAUUGAAAGUUCUAAAAAGUGAUUUUAAUUCAACAACUAAUCAAAUUAUGAUGAGCAAGGCAUUACCUAUCAAAUGUGUUCCCCCUUGUAUUGGAAUUCCCGUAUUAAAUAGGUUAGAUACUUCUCAAAAUGAUUAUUCCCUUGUUAUUGGUCACCAUUUUUGUAAUAUAAAAGGCAGAAAUGAUCUAUUCGCAUUUGGUUAUUGUCUAAAAAACAAAUGUUAUGUUAAUUUACCCAGCUUUACUUUUUAUACCCUUUUUUCUAAUGCUUAUGAAUCACUUCCUUUGAAAGUUAGAAAACGUGACUUUUUAUUAAAUAGAAACCCAUUUGUCGAUAUUGGAGAACUUAUUUCACAAUAUCAAAAUCCAAAAUAUGUUAGUUUGUAUCUAUCAAAAGAUAAUAAUUAUAACCCAAUGUUUUUAAAUCAUAGAUGUAAGCGAAUUGAAUUAGAAUAUGUUAAAUGUAGCUGUAAUAAAACUUGUUCUAUUUGUAAUGAAAAAUCUACAAAAAUAUCAAUACUUGAAAAUAUCGCAUGCAUAUUUUUUAAUCCAUGUAUCAGUAAAAACUCACAAUCAAUUAUUUUGGAUAAUGAGUGGUUCGAUGAAGAGGCAUUGCACGUUCCUGUCAAAAAAUUUACCGCCGAUUUCAACCAAGCCGAGAUCAAACCGACCACUAUAUCGAAAACUACCAUUACAAUUCGUCACUUACGUCUUUUGAUUACUUAUCAACGUCAAGAUGGUUGUUUCGAAAUAACUGACAAUGUUGCAAGCUUGUUUAACUUUUCUUCCAAGAAUGAGUUAAUACAAUCAUUUACCGCUCAUGUGCAAAAGGAUGAUCAUGUGAUAGCUCUUCAUGUUGAUGUUUGGAGUUCUGCAUUAAUCACCGCAUUACUUAAAGCUUUAUUAUGGACUCAUCGACGAGAGUGGAAUACAGUUUACGCAAAAACCGAAACUUACUUGAGCGAAACUGUCACCAAUCUUGAAACUGAAGAACGAUUAUAUAGCUUGGCAAAUAAAUUUGUCAUUAAUCACUUUAAAAUCUCUCAAUGGGAAAAUGAAGAGCAAAAGAGGAGUCUCGGUAUCAGUGUCAUAACAAAGAAAACAAUAAUCACUCAUCGUACUGUUGGAACACGUCACGUACGUCGUUAUAUGAGCUAUCAAAAGGACACAGGAUGUUUCGAACUUACCGAUCAUAUGUCCGAAUCUCUUGGAUUCAGUUCAGCUGAGGAGGCGAAGAAAGAUUUCGAAACAUAUUUUGCUAUUUAUGCAAAAGCUUUAAUACUUGAUGCCAACGUGUAUAGUUCAGCCGUAAUGAUUUGGUAUAUGAGAUACGUGUUGGUUGAUUUCCGAAGCGAAUGGGCCUAUAAAUAUAAAAAGACAGCUAUGUGGAUAAGUGAACAAGUGAAAGACGAUCAAGUCGAAAAUGAAGUUCUUGAGGCUGCAAGGAACUUCGUCAUGAAGAGGUUCGAAGUUGACGGGGAAUCAAUCCUCAAAGAUGAAUCCUUCAAGGUUUCCUUGGCAUUUAAAAAGGAAUCCGUUCCUCAAUUCGUAUUAAACGAAAUCGAAGCUGCAAACGAUGACGAUUUCAUCGCAGCAUAUCAAGUCAUUGGUCUCCUCAGAAUCAGAAUCAAAAGUGCCAGGGAUCUUCUUAAAACAAGUUGGUUUGGAACGAAACCGGAUCCUUAUGUCAAAAUUCUUGAUACUUGUUAUAAAGAAAUCACUCGAACUCGAACCAAUCAUGAUACACUUGGCCCUGUUUGGGAAGAAAUUCAUUAUGUAUCAAUUCAUGGUCCUGGUGAAAAAAUCACCUUUGAGAUUAUGGACGAAAAUUUAUUCAUUUCUGAUAAAACUCUUGGUUCUUAUGUUCUUGAUACUGCCAAGUUGAUUAAUAGAAAUGAGGAUGGUUCUUUCACUACCGGUGAUCUGGUAGAAGAAUGGUUCUCACUUCAAAUUGGAAAAAUAUUUAAGGGAGAGUUGAACAUGGAAGUCCAAUUCUUUUCCACAUCUUUUGACUUGGAAGAGAGCUUUAUUUUUAACCGAGAAACCAUCGAUCUUAAACAUCUUUACAUUCUCUUCAGUUGGAGACUAACGAGCGGGUCAUUUGAAUUUUCUGACAACUUGGCUCGUUUCUUUAAUUGUAAAUCCGAGGAAGAAUUAAGGAACGCCUUCAUAAAAUUCACCACUACUGAUGUACGAUUGCAAAAGUUAAGCCAAUCUGUCCUUAGCACUGCAUUAGUGAUCACAUAUUUGAGAUUAUUAUGUUGGAAACAUCGAAAAGAGUGGGCAAAGAUUAUUGCGAAUAGUGAAGAAUGGUUGAGUUUAGAAAACGAUGAUAUUGAACUUGAGGACAAAUUAUACGGCGCUUGUGAAAAAUUCAUCACCGAAAGGUUCGAAAUUAAAGGAUAUGAUGAUGAAGAACAACAGAACAGUUUAGUUUCAGUUAAAAAACGAGUCAUAAUUACACGUAAAUUAGUUACUGCUCGAACCGUUCGUCAUGUUCUCAAAUAUCAAACCCAAGCUGGUUCUAUUCCCCUUGAUGACAAGACUACCGAAUACUUUGGAUUUGAAAGCACUGAGGAAUUCAAAAAAGAACUUCAAACCCAUUUCCACAGCGAACGUGUCACAAAAGUUCACCAGGAUGUUUGGGUUACCGCUUGUACAAUUUGGUAUCUACGUUAUGUAGCCGUAGACUUUCGUCAAGAUUGGGUCAAGGUUUAUGAUAAAGCAUCCGAAUAUUUAAGAGUUCAAUGUAAUGAUGACUCAAAAUUGGAACAAGAAAUCUUAGAAAGUGCCAGGAACUUUAUUAUCAAACGACAUAAAGUUGAAUCAUCAUCAAUUGAAGAUGAUCAUAGUUUCGCUUCGGCCGUUGAAAACAAACAAAAAGCAAUUGAUCACGAAAAAACCGAAGAGAAGAGACGACAGCUUAUUGCCAAAAAUAAGAGAAAAGUUUCUUACAUCGAAGAAAAACAUUCCGUUGAUGUUGGUUCAGUCAAGAGAUUCCUUUCUCAUUGCAAUGAAGAUGGAAGUUUUAUUUUCAGUGAAGAUGUCGUUAAGCUUUUGAAUUUCGAGGAUAGCAAGUCCUUCGAAACUUCUAUUCAAAGUCACUUCGUAUCUGAAC
Molecule: messenger RNA, 4531 nt
Organism: Funneliformis geosporum
Lineage: Eukaryota; Fungi; Glomeromycota; Glomeromycetes; Glomerales; Glomeraceae
Source: the annotation of a GenBank genome assembly